AUGCCUGUCCCGUGGGAAGCUCUCAUUCCGUUCGGCUUGCUCACUUCAAUGUUUGCAGCGGCCGGAACACUCUUGAAUGUUUCCAAGAGGGCUCAGAAUCAAGGCAAGCCUGUUCGAUACCACAUCGAUUCUUGGGACGAGAUGAUGAUGGACCGUGAUAGGCGGCUAACAGGACACAUACGUGGGCAAUCUUCAAAUCCGGCACCUCCGGAAGGUUUCGAGACGAGUAGCGCUUGGUACACGGAAGCUACAUCAUAG
This is a messenger RNA of Suillus subaureus, 258 nucleotides long. RefSeq names its product NADH dehydrogenase 1 alpha subcomplex. Bases 1 to 258 code for a protein of 85 amino acids. The record is from RefSeq and is a predicted model, not a curated record. The transcript has 4 exons. NCBI's taxonomy places the organism in Eukaryota, Fungi, Basidiomycota, Agaricomycetes, Boletales, Suillaceae.